Paramecium sonneborni is the source of this 705-nucleotide messenger RNA. The record is from the annotation of a GenBank genome assembly. NCBI's taxonomy places the organism in Eukaryota, Ciliophora, Oligohymenophorea, Peniculida, Parameciidae.
AUUAGAUUAAAUUAGAAAAUAGGUAGAAAUGAUGGAUCGAUUAGAUUAAUAUCUGGAAAAAAUUUCAAUAAGUUUAGGGAUUGGAUAGGGAUUUUUUUCUUUAUUAAUUUACAGAUUAAAUGUUGAUUAUGAAAAUAAAGUAAAUAAAAAAUGGUUUUUACUCUUCAUAUCUUCUAGUUCUUUAAAUAGUAUCAUAAUUUUUGAUGAUUUAGUUUAAACACUGGAUUAAAAAGAUUCAACAACAUUUAAAUACAAAACUUUGAUAAAAUAUGAUUCCUUAUUGUAAUUUGCAUUAUUUUAUCCCUUUUUAAGGGAAGAAUGGGUUCAAUAAAUGAUUACAUUGUAAAAUACAACUGAAUUCAUAAAAUAUCUUACUCAAAAGGAAAUGAAGCUCUAGCAAGACUAAUAUUCUUUUAACAACUUUUUCUCUCGAUAACAUGAAGAAAAACAUUUUUGGCACCAUCGAUUCGACAAUUAAAAUUUAAAAUAUUUCAAUUACUAAGCCCAAGGGUUUUCAAUGCUCUUAUUUAAUUAUUAAGUAUUAUUUAAGUUUCCUUAAAUGAAAUAAAAUUUUCUCGAAUGAUACUUCAAUUUUUAGUAGAUUUAAGCAAUUAGAAAAAAAUUGAGAAUAAAUUGAUGCUAAAGGAGCUUUUUAGUGGGCAUACUUGAUGAAAGACUUAGAUUGUGAAUUUAGAGAAGAAAGGC